AUGUCCAAACCCGAUAUUAUCCCUCAAACUACCAGUGCCGGGAUUGCCGUCGAUCCGCGGACGCUUGAAAGAGUAGUUCCGGAAUCUCGUAGGGCAGAUGGAUCGGUGCGCAAGGAGCGCAAGAUCCGUCCGGGAUUCACGCCGCAGGAGGACGUCUCUCGCUUUCGUGGCUCGCGUCAGGCACAGAUGGACCGCAACGCGUUGCCAAAAGGUCACAUUAUAGGAUGGGUGCCGCCUUCAGCCGACUCUCAACCCGUGAAGACGGGUUUAAGCAAGAGCGCGAAGAAGAAUGAAAAGAGGAAAGAAAAGAGGAAGGAGGCGGCGCAGAAGAAGGUUGCAGAGAGCUGGGAGGAUGACGACGACGACGACAUGCCCACCACUAAAGCUGGAACUACACUGUCGACAAAUAAAGACACGAAGCCGUCGGGUGAACGGAAGGAAUCUGGAGAUAAAGAUGAUGAGGAGGCACUGGCGGAGACAAUGGGCAAACUGGGUGUGUGA
Punctularia strigosozonata HHB-11173 SS5 is the source of this 501-nucleotide messenger RNA. RefSeq lists its product as uncharacterized. Gene Ontology annotation, biological process: exon-exon junction complex disassembly. Gene Ontology annotation, molecular function: RNA binding. The transcript is spliced from 2 exons. The record is from RefSeq and is a predicted model, not a curated record. Gene Ontology annotation, cellular component: cytoplasm; exon-exon junction complex. Lineage: Eukaryota; Fungi; Basidiomycota; Agaricomycetes; Corticiales; Punctulariaceae. The coding region runs from base 1 to 501 and encodes 166 amino acids.